Tigriopus californicus is the source of this 1427-nucleotide messenger RNA. RefSeq names its product U1 small nuclear ribonucleoprotein 70 kDa-like (gene snRNP-U1-70K). Lineage: Eukaryota; Metazoa; Arthropoda; Copepoda; Harpacticoida; Harpacticidae. The transcript is spliced from 4 exons. The record is from RefSeq and is a predicted model, not a curated record. The coding region runs from base 153 to 1205 and encodes 350 amino acids. Gene Ontology annotation, molecular function: mRNA binding; U1 snRNA binding. Gene Ontology annotation, biological process: mRNA splicing, via spliceosome. Gene Ontology annotation, cellular component: U2-type prespliceosome; U1 snRNP; precatalytic spliceosome.
GCAACAGCUGAUUUAGUGAUGCACAGGAAUUCAGAACAACGACGCUUCUCGUCCCGACGUAACACUCCUGAUUGUUAAACGCAAUUCCGGGCUGGCCCGCCCCCUUUCGAGCUCCACGCCCCCUUUGAUCCGGUUUCGGGUAGGCCGGGGUGAUGACGCAGUUCCUUCCGCCCAACUUAUUGGCCUUGUUCGCGCCUCGUGAACCGAUUCGCUAUCUGCCUCCACCGGAUAAAUUGCCCCACGAAAAGAAGAAUGUUCACACGUAUCAUGGUGUGGCUCAGUUCAUCGCCGGAAACUUUGAAGACCCCAAAGACACGCCCGCCCCCAUCAAGGCCGAGAACCGAGAAGAGAGGUUAGCCCGCAAAAAGCGCGAGAAAGAGGAGCAAGUGGCCUACAAAUUGGAGCAAGAGAUUGCCUUGUGGGACCCCACUUCAGUUCCGAGUGCCACGGCUGAUCCCUUCAAGACUUUAUUCGUGGGACGGAUCAAUUACUACACCACGGAAUCCAAAAUUCGCCGCGAGUUUGAAACUUUUGGGCCCAUCAAGUCGAUCCACAUGGUGACUGAUCCCGAAAAGGACAAACCCAGGGGUUAUUGCUUUAUUGAGUUUGAGCAUGAGAGGGACAUGCACUCCGCCUACAAGAAAGCUGAUGGAAUGAAGAUUGACGGUAGACGCGUUCUGGUUGAUGUCGAGCGGGCCAGAACAGUUAAAGGAUGGCUGCCCAGGCGAUUAGGUGGUGGUCUGGGUGGAACACGGAGAGGGGGAGCUGACGUUAAUGUCCGUCAUUCCGGUCGCGAGGAUGGACCUCGUCACCGUUCCCGCUCAAGGGAGCGUGGUGGUGGUGGUGGCGGUGAAAGGCGCUCUCGCUCAAGGGAUAAGGAGCGCCAUCGUCGUCGUCAAUCCAGAAGUCGGUCGCGUAAGCGCUCGCGCCGGUCACGCUCGCGUGGUGAACGCGGUGAGCGUGAUCGCGACCGCCGGCGUACAAAAUCGCGUGAUCGCAAGCGCUCGAGAAGGUCGAGAUCGCGCUCCCGCGGAGAGCGGCGUGAUCGACGUGAGCGUGAUCGCAGACGUGAUGGUGGUGACCUCAAUAUUAAGGACGAACCAGAUGCCUUUGGCUAUGAUGAAUAUGGUGUGCAAGUUAAGCAAGAGGAAGAGGACAGGAAACCAGAUCUUGGCUAUCAGGGAUACGGAGAGAAUUACCAAUGAAAUCAGAACUGAACCUAAAAAAAAAGCAAUGUUUCUUUUUGCUUCGUCCAAGGCUACCAUAUUUCGUGACCAGCUCUUAGGUUUCCUUGAUUACGAACAAUGAACGUUAGCACCUCCCCCGCCUCCCCUCUGUCUCUUUGGUAUUCAUAAUGUCAGUUCGUGGAUUCUUUUUCAGUUCAACUCCUUUGGUCUGUUCAAUAAAGAUCUUUUUGAAAAUGAUAA